Molecule: messenger RNA, 2261 nt
Organism: Cyprinodon variegatus (sheepshead minnow)
Lineage: Eukaryota; Metazoa; Chordata; Actinopteri; Cyprinodontiformes; Cyprinodontidae
Gene: xpnpep2
Product: X-prolyl aminopeptidase (aminopeptidase P) 2, membrane-bound
Exons: 21
Coding region: 80-2098 (672 amino acids)
Molecular function (GO): metalloaminopeptidase activity
Source: RefSeq, a predicted model, not a curated record
CGGCACUCCUUGUCACAUAACCCGAAUGCACAUCAGCUCAGCUGGCAGUCUGGACAGGAUCUCUGUGUAGACGGUGAAGAUGCCUUCCGCUGUGUUGCUGUGGGCUCUUUCUGCGGCCAUACUGGCGGGAAAUCUUUCCAGUGCUGCUUUGUUUGAGCGAACUGAGAGGAACUGCUCUCUGACUCCACCGUUUCUCCCCAGCACAGCAGUAAAUACCACUCUCCAGCUGCAGGAACUACGUGAGCAAAUGCUUUCCCUGAAUAUAUCUGCCUACAUCAUUCCUGGCACCGAUGCUCACCUGAGUGAAUACAUCUCCCCCCGUGAUGCCAGGAUGGCCUUUAUGACUGGUUUUACAGGCUCUGCAGGCACUGCUGUUGUCAGUAGAACCAAGGCGGCCCUGUGGACAGACAGCCGCUACUGGGUCCAAGCUGAGAGACAGAUGGACUGCAACUGGGAACUGGAAAAAGAUGUGUCCAUCAUCAGUGUGGCAGAGUGGCUUAUGGCAGAGGUACCAGCAGAAGGCAUCAUAGGCUUUGAUCCCUUCCUCUUCUCCCUCAAGACCCAGGAAGGCUAUGCCAUGAGUCUGGAGUCCAGCAAUCGUAUCCUCAAGUCCAUUCCUGAUAACCUGGUCGACCAAGUGUGGAAGGAUAGGCCGCCUGUCCCACCUGACAACCUCAUCCGUCUGCCUGAUAGAGUCAUACAGAGGACAUGGCAGGUGAAGGUGGAACAGAUACGGAGUCUAAUGACGAUGAAUCCAUACCAGCCCACAGCUCUUCUUCUCUCAGCUCUGGAUGAAACAGCCUGGCUCUUUAAUUUGCGUGGAAAUGACAUUCCUUACAACCCCUUCUUCUACUCCUACACACUUCUAACUUUAAAUGAAAUCUGGCUGUUUGUCCACACAGACAGAGUGACUGAGGACUUAAAGACUUACCUGAAUGCAUUUUGCAAAGAAUCCCUCUGUGUGCAGCUAAAAAGUUACAAUUCUGUUCGGAAAAAUCUAAUGACCUAUGUGGCUCAGCCUGGGGUUAAAGUUUGGAUCGGUACAGAAUACACAAACUACGCACUUUAUGAGAUUAUAACGCCCCAUGAGAAACUAAUGACAUCCUCCUAUUCUCCUGUGUUGACAACUAAAGCUGUGAAAGAUGAGACUGAGGAACGAAUACUGAGGGAAGCUCAUGUGAGGGAUGCAGUUGCUGUUAUCCAGUUGCUGAUGUGGCUGGAAAAGGCAGUCCCAAAGGGGAAUGUGACCGAGCUGAGCGCUGCAGAAUACGUCAAUAACUGUCGCAGCAAACAGAAGGACAACAAAGGCCCAAGCUUUGAAACAAUCUCUGCUAGUGGACCAAAUGCAGCUCUUGCACACUACAGCCCGUCAGAAGAAACCAACAGGAAGCUGACAGUUGAUGAGAUGUACUUGGUUGACUCGGGUGGCCAGUAUCUAGAUGGUACCACUGACAUCACCCGCACGGUUCACUGGGGGUCACCAACAGACAUGCAAAAGGAGGCUUUUACUCGAGUGCUCAUGGGGAACAUAGAAAUAUCACAUACUGUUUUUCCCUCAGGGACAAGUGGUGUGCGCAUAGAAAUGCUUGGCCGGCGGGCUCUGUGGGAGGUGGGCCUGAACUACGGCCAUGGCACCGGUCAUGGGGUGGGAAACUACUUUGGAGUUCAUGAAUGGCCAGUUGGAUUUCAGACCAACAACAUUCCUUUCAAAGCUGGCAUGUUUACAUCAAUUGAGCCUGGAUAUUACAAAGAGAAUGACUUUGGCAUACGGAUUGAAGAUAUCGCAGUGAUCAUACCUGUUCAGACAAAGUAUGGACAUAACUUCCUGACAUUUGACACCGUGUCCCUGGUUCCAUACGACAGAAAGCUUAUUGACACUUCGCUCCUCAGUUCAAAGCAGAUUCAGUGGCUGAAUAAUUACUAUGAGACAAUUCGUCAGCUGGUGGGUCCUGAGCUGGACAAGCAGGGGCUGCAUGAGGAGAAGGAUUGGAUGCUCAGAAACACAGAGCCUUUCACUGAAGCUGGAUCCUCUGCCUCCGUCUGUUCCUCCUCCUUAACACUCAUAGCUCUGGUCUUUGCUCUGCACAAUAUCAUCUGAGGAGCAUCCUCUAUUACCCAUCUCAACAGACUUGCACUGAAAAGUUAAGCCUAUGCAGCCUCUACUGAGCAGGUACACUGGGUCAACAGAUGCACAGAAAUUUAUAAUUUUUUAAUUUAUAAUUGUAAGAUGUAAUAAACAAUUUGAAAUGUGUGAGUAAAUA